Messenger RNA from Aspergillus calidoustus, 1092 nucleotides. NCBI's taxonomy places the organism in Eukaryota, Fungi, Ascomycota, Eurotiomycetes, Eurotiales, Aspergillaceae. The record is from the annotation of a GenBank genome assembly.
AUGCCGUCUACAACUGCACCACCGCUGGAACCCUAUGUUCCUCCGCCGCAAACCAAGGAGAACUUGGACUGGGCGUCCCUCGAAGCUCUCGAUCUCUCGCUCCUCUCCCAACCAGGCGGCAAACAAGCCCUAGCCGAACAAGUCCUCAGCUUUAUCAACAAAAAUGGCUUCUUCUAUGUAACAAACCAUGGCCUAACCGCCACGCAAAUAAACCGCCAAUACGCCAUCGCAAAAGCCCUCUUCGCCCUCCCGCUCGACGAAAAACUAAAAUACAUCUGCGACACGGCCUCGGGCGAUUUCCGCGGCUACAAGCCCCAGUCAACCGGGAAACUAAGCGGACGCGACAAUGACGAGCGAUACAACAUCCCAAAGUUCACGCCGGAGCAUGAGCGGGCGCAUCCACAAAUCAUCCGCGAUCACUACGAGGAGAUACGCGAGUUUUCGCUGCACAUCCACGAUAAGAUCCUCCUCCCGUUACUACGGCUAUUCGCGUACGUGCUGGAGAUUGACGACGAGGAGGCACUUGCCAAUCUACAUCGGUACGACGAGCCAGGCCUCGAGUACCUCCGGUACAUGAUCUACCACCCGCGUCCUGCGGCGGACGAUGCGGCGGUCGGGAAUAUCUGGGCCAAGGGGCAUACGGAUUACAACACGUUGACGUUUCUCUUCUACCAGCCUGUCGCAGGGCUCCAGGUUCUUUCCCCGGACGGGGUGUGGCGAUAUGUGCGGUCCGAGCCCGAUGCGAUCAUCGUGAAUAUCGUCGAUGCGCUCGAGUAUCUUUCCGGUGGGUUCCUCAAGUCCACGGUGCAUAGAGUUGUCCGCCCGCCGGGGGAUCAAGUAAGUGAAUCGAGGUUGGGGUUGAUAUACUUUGCGAGGCCCGAGGCCAGGGUUGCCAUGAGGCCGUUGGAGAGUCCGGUGGUGGAGCGGGUGGGGAGUCGGUUGGACGGCAAGUAUGUGCGGGCGCUGGAGGGGGUUACGGCUGAGGAAUGGGCGAGGGCACGGAUUGCAAAGGACCAUCGGUUCCGGACGGGGGUUGUCGACCAGCCUGAGAGGGAUAUUAUUGCGGGGGUGCCGCAGCAGUAUUAUGACUGA